Beta vulgaris subsp. vulgaris (sugar beet) is the source of this 348-nucleotide messenger RNA. RefSeq lists its product as uncharacterized. Bases 1 to 348 code for a protein of 115 amino acids. Gene Ontology annotation, biological process: protein sumoylation. The transcript has a single exon. Gene Ontology annotation, cellular component: nucleus. Gene Ontology annotation, molecular function: protein tag activity; ubiquitin-like protein ligase binding. The record is from RefSeq and is a predicted model, not a curated record. Lineage: Eukaryota; Viridiplantae; Streptophyta; Magnoliopsida; Caryophyllales; Amaranthaceae.
AUGGAAGCUUGUGGGUCAUCACAAGCACACAGUCCUACACCAAAUUCGGCGGUCACCGGCGACGAUAUCGCAAGCAGCAAGAUAAGUAAUGAUGAGAAAACAGUGAAGAUCACAGUACAAAAACAACACACAAGAGAUUUAACCUUUCUAGUGAAACGUAACCGUCCUUUAGGAAAACUAAUGUUAAACUACUGCCUUCAAAUGGGUUUAAAUGACAAGGGUUUUAAGUUCACAUAUUUGGGUAAGCCACUUAAGGAUUCUGAAUCUCCUCUUGAUCUCCAAAUGGAAGAUGAAGAUGUUAUUGAUUGUUGGGAUGAUAUGAUUGGUGGUUCUGCUCGUGCAAUCUAA